This is a messenger RNA of Emys orbicularis (European pond turtle), 4915 nucleotides long. It is a transcript of the gene FAM135A, whose product is annotated as family with sequence similarity 135 member A. The transcript is spliced from 22 exons. Lineage: Eukaryota; Metazoa; Chordata; Testudines; Emydidae. Bases 180 to 4778 code for a protein of 1532 amino acids. The record is from RefSeq and is a predicted model, not a curated record.
GAGGGGGCGGGCGAUCUCCGGACACCAGAGGCGGCUCCAUUGUGGUUCAGUGCAAACAUGUUUUUGAUAGCAGUAAUGGAGAAUUGGAAGACUGAUUAUUUCACAUAUUAAAAUGGAUUGUUUACCAGUAGAGUAACUAAGGUGCAGACAACAAUUUUGGCUUAUGCGUCUACAUAAAAAUGAGUGAAGUACAGGCUAUGGUAGAAUUCUCCGUGGAGCUCCACAAAUUCUACAAUGUGGAUUUGUUUCAAAGAGGUUUUUACCAGAUUCGUGCAUCUAUGAAAAUUCCUCCAAGAGUUCCGCACAAAUUAGAAGCCAGCUUGUUACCUGUGACAGGUGCUGAUCUUGCCUUUCCAGCUUCAGUCCAUGACAAUGUAAUUUGCAGUAAAACAUUUCAAAUUCUGUACAAAAAUGAGGAGGUUUCUGUGAAUGAUGUUAUGAUCUUCAAAAUUAAAAUGCUCUUAGAUGAACGGAAGAUUGAAGAAUCCCUUAAUGAAAUGAAUUUCCUGCUAUCCUUAGAUCUAUACUUCACAGACACAGAUUAUUCGCCAGAUGAUCUGAGCACACUGCAACUAAUUAGUAGCCGAACUUUAAAGUUGCACUUUAGCUUACACCAGGGCCUUCAUCACUACGUCAAUGUUAUGUUUGAUUACUUCCACCUCUCUGUCAUAUCUGUUACAGUCCAUGCUUCUUUGGUUGCUCUACACCAGCCAUUGAUAAGCUUUCCUCGUCCCAUGAAGAAUACUUGGUUAAACAGGAACACACCAGCACAGAACAGGGACACUGUGAUUCCUACUCUUGAAAGUGUGGUCUUCGGCAAUAACUAUACAAAACAAUUAUCAGCAGAUGGUUGCAGUUUUGUGAUUGCGGAGUCCUUCCUGAAUCAUGCCUACAAUCUCCACUAUACACUUUGUGCCAGUUUGCUGCUUGCAUUUAAAGGGUUACACGGCUAUUUCAUCAUGGUAGCAAAGGAACUCCCCUCCUCUCACCGAAUAGAACUGGCCAAGGCCAGCAUGCAGGUCCUUUAUGAACGCCUUCUCAGAAGAAAAUAUCCACGAACCCAGAGAGACGCCUAUCUAGAGAACAUAGAUGUAGAAGCUCGCCUUACAGAACUGUGUGAAGAAGUAAAGAAAAUGGAAAAUCCUGAUGAACUGGCAGAACUUAUAAACAUGAAUCUUGCACAGCUUUGCUCUCUUCUGAUGGCUCUGUGGGGGCAAUUUCUAGAGAUCAUUACCUUGCAGGAAGAAGUCACAGCAUUACUAGCACAAGAACAUCACACAUUGAGGGUACGAAGGUUUUCCGAAGCAUUCUUUUGUCUUGAGCAUCCAAGGCAAGCUGCUCUUGCAUAUCAAGAACUACAUGCUCAGAGUCAUCUACAGAUGUGUACAGCUAUCAAAAACACCUCCUUCUGCAGUUCUCUUCCACCUCUUCCUAUUGAAUGCAGUGAACUAGAUGGAGACCUGAACUCAUUACCUAUAAUCUUUGAAGAUCGGUAUUUAGAUUCCAUUACUGAAGAUUUGGAUGUACCCUGGUUGGCAGUUGAAAAUCUUCAGAGGUCAGAGUCCAAUAAGCUGGAUAAAUUUGAGGCCGAAGAAGGUUUUGUAGCUGGUGUUUCUAGCCCAGAGUUGAAAAUCAGACCUGCAGGUGCCUCCAACAUUUGGCAUUCAGAAAGUGAAAAGCAGCUAACAAAGUCUUUGAAAGGGAAAAAUGAAGAUGUAAACAAAUCCAAAGUUAAGGUUACUAAACUAAUGAAAACAAUGAAAACUGAAAACACAAAAAAAAUAGUAAAACAGAACUCUAAGGACUCUGUGGUCUUGGUAGGCUACAAAUGUUUGAAAAACACAGCACCAGAGGACGUCUCUAAAUGCUAUGAAGGCAGGCCUUCAUCUCAUCAGAAAGGACUGGAUCCUGCAAUAGGUGGCUUUGCUUGUGACACAAGGACCUGCACGAGGCAAAUAAGUCAAAAAGAACUUAGAUGUGUGCCAUCUAGAACUGAACAAAAAUCUGCCCAAACUGACCAUGUUCAGCAAAGCCAGUGUAGUCCUGUGGUCUCUCAUUGUGCAAAUUCCACCAUUUUUGGCAGAGUUAAUAUCUCCCAGGCAGGUACUGGAGUUACACAGGUGGAUAGCAUCUUGACACCUACAAGCAUAGUUGAAGGUUGUCCUGGCUGUCAGCCAACUUCAUCAGGAAUGAGGACAAUUGAGGUCAAACCAAGUAACAAGAAUCCUUAUGAAGGGGAGAAAGUGACUGUUCGUAUUGGAUCCUGGGCAGAAUUUCUGCAAGAUGGAGAGAAUUUACAGGUGCCCAACUUUCAGACUGCAGAAUCUGGAAGUAAAGCUAACUCGGGGGAACAGGUACUGGUGCUUGAAAAGGAUGAUGUGCAAGAAACGAACUUCCAACAUACUGGAGAUGCAUUGACAAGAGUAAAAAGCAAUCAUUCUGCUCUUUCUACAAAAGAGACUCAUGUUGCCAUAAGUGGAGACACGAUUAAGUUACCAGAUGUUAGUGUCACUUAUGCCUCAUCUAGGUUUUCAGAUUCAGGUGUAGAAAGUGAACCAAGCUCUUUUGCAACACACUCCAACCCUGAUGUGUUUUUUGAACCCAUUCAAGGGCAAAGUGCUUACAACAGUGAAAGACUAUUUCCUCAGCUUUUACUAAAACCAGAUUACAUAAAAAAUGCAAUAGAAAGCUAUUGUACUGAGAGUACUAGUGCACUGAGUGAAAUACAAUCAUCCCUGACAUCCAUAAAUUCUCUACCGUCAGAUGAUGAUGAGCUUUCACCUGAUGAAAAUUCAAAGAUAUCACUUGUACCUGAAUGCCAACUAAGUGACAGCAAAACUAUAUUAGAUCUGGGAACAAUUGAUUUGCCAAAAUGUGAUGACAGUAAAAAAUCAAAUAUCAUUUUACAGCAACAGUGUGUUGUAUUUUCAGGGUAUUCGGACAAUGAAACUGUCUCUCUACAUUCCUCACUUUCAAACUUAAAAGAUUCUUUACAGUUAGUUGCUUCAGAUGAAGAUAUAUCUACUGAGAUGAAAAGUUACAGCUCACGUGCAAACUUUGACACAGUUUUUAAGGACUCUCAAAGCCUUGAUAGGCAACAGAACACUACAGAAGGAGCAACUGAAUUACAUUCAGAAGUUAUUUAUCUGGGAGAACCAUGUGUUGUUUCAGGUUCAGUAUCUAGUAAUGCUAAGUGUAAUGUAGAGAAAACAAAUGAGGGACAACAUAACAAACCUCUAGAAUUAAGGCAAACAAUUGAGGAACUGCCAACAGUUGAAAGUGAGACUCACCCAGAUGCAAAUCAUCUCUCAUCAACCAGCAGUAUCGAUAUUGUGAAACAAGGUCUUGUAGAAAACUACUUUGGCUCUAGAAGCAGUACAGAUAUUUCUGAUAUUUGCCCUACUGACAACAGCAAUCCUGAUAGUCCUCAAAAGGAAACAUCUGAAAAACAAACGGUUGGCUCUUCACAACAGGAGGAUGAUGAUGAUGAGGAGCAGGAUCAAGAAAUGGUUGAAAAUGGGUAUUAUGAGGAAACGGAUGAUAGUAAUAUUUUAGAUGGAGAUACAAAUGCUGACUUUGAGCAGAAUCAUGGUCUAAUGGAAGAAAAAGCUUUGAGAUCUGAAAGGAUUGACAGCGAACAUCUAAGGGAUGGAAUGAAUAUGGCUCCUAUCUGUACUCCUGGUUGUUUGUCUUUUCCCUCUGUGCUGAGAGACUCUCCUUGCAGUGUUAUAUGUUCUUCAAAAAGCAAAUCUGAUGCAAUAACAAAACAGCCAGGCAGCACAUCCUGCAGCUCAGCUUCAUCUGUUUCCUGGUAUGAAAGCUCCCCCAAACCUCAAAUGCUAGCUUUUCUCCAGGCUAAAGAGGAAUUAAAGCAACUUAAACUCCCUGGAUUUAUGUAUAGUGAUGUUCUCAGACUGGCUUCGUCAGCACCUUAUUUCAGGACAGAAGAGGAUGAAGGUUCAGAAGAUGGAAUACAUCUCGUAGUCUGUGUUCAUGGCCUAGAUGGUAAUAGUGCAGAUCUAAGAUUAGUGAAGACUUACAUUGAGCUUGGACUACCUGGAGGACGAAUAGAUUUUCUUAUGUCUGAGAGGAACCAGAAUGAUACCUUUGCUGAUUUUGAUUCCAUGACUGAUCGCCUUUUAGAUGAAAUAAUACAAUAUAUUCAAAUUUACAACCUAACAAUUUCAAAAAUCAGUUUUAUUGGACAUUCGCUGGGCAAUUUAAUAAUCCGUUCAGUGCUCACAAGACCUCGAUUUAAAUAUUACCUCAACAAACUUCACACCUUCCUGUCUCUCUCUGGACCACAUCUUGGUACCCUCUACAACAGCAGUGCUCUUGUUAAUACAGGUCUCUGGUUUAUGCAGAAGUGGAAAAAGUCGGGUUCUUUAUUACAAUUGACAUGUCGAGAUCAUUCAGACCCGCGGCAAACCUUCUUGUACAAACUUAGUAAAAAAGCAGGUCUUCAUUACUUCAAAAACAUAGUGCUAGUGGGAUCCCUGCAGGAUCGUUAUGUUCCUUAUCACUCUGCUCGCAUAGAGAUGUGCAAAACAGCUUUGAAAGAUAAACAAUCAGGACCAAUUUAUGCAGAAAUGAUCCAGAACCUGCUUCUGCCAGUUCUUCAAAACAAGGAAUGUAAUUUGGUCCGUUACAAUGUCAUCAAUGCAUUGCCCAAUACAGCCGAUUCUCUCAUAGGGAGAGCUGCACACAUUGCUGUUCUUGAUUCAGAAAUAUUUUUAGAAAAGUUCUUUCUGGUUGCUGCCCUAAAAUAUUUCCAGUAGAAGAAAAGCAUUGUAAGAGACUUGACUAUUACCUCAUUAACAGAUGAAUCAAAUAAUGUGUGGUAUUGAAGUAUAGCUGCAGCUGUAUUUUAAGAGAUAUUUAUACUUUUGUAUGGAAGAUAAUUUAUAUCAUCCAU